UUGCUUUAAAGGAAAAGUAUGUGUCAAACCUUUGAAUAAUACAAUCUCCAAGUCACAGCAAAUAUUUAUUCAACAGUUUUUCAGAUUUGCAACAUGUUAAAGUUUUUUUUUUUUAACUAGACAAUAGACAUCUUUGUUUUAAAAUUCUAACAAAAAGUGCAGGUAGCUCCCAGGGUCAGCAGCAUGUCUUAUAAAGUUAAAUAAAUUAAAUAAAUGAGUAGCUCACUAAAAUUGUCUACAGUAGAUAAGGUUUUCCUCAUUUUCAAUAUAACUGAAAUGUCAAACAAAAACAAAAAACGUGCACGGAGUUCCCAGGGUCAGCAGCAUCUCUUGGUGAAGAUUUAAAUAACUAAAUAAAUAGUUCCCUGAAAUUACAAACAUUUAUUAUUUGUGAAAUUAUUGUCACAUAUUAUAAAUAAUAAUAUACUGUACUGUAUACAAUUAUAAAAAUGGAUGGAUACAUGUUUUUAUUUUAAAGCAGCACUGACUGCAGUAUCCCAGAGUUCCAAGGGGUGCGUUCGUUUUAUCCUGUCGUCCAUCUGUAUGCCGCCACACACCGAAUGGGAAGAAAGUCCAUCUCCAAUCCCCGCCCACCUAACUGGCCGCCUCAACACAACACAAGCGCUUCUUUUUUGGGUCACGUGACAUCGGGAAAAAAUGGGAGCAAGAAGAAGGCGGAUAAAAGAUGGACUCACUGCGACGAUUUGCUCCAGAACAAACAUCUUUGCUUAGCGGGAUGUUUUUGAAAAUGGCCUAAAAGAUGAGCUACGACAUGUGGACGUUUGGAAAUUAAUGAGCUUGCAGCGGCGAUGGAAACAAGAGACCAUGUACAUAAGCCUGGAGGUUUUGUAUUAACACUACUGCUUUGGAACUGUUCAUAAUUGCCUCCACCUCGACUGAGGCCGCAGUUCCAGCUGAAGAAAAACAGCCGUAAAGUAUGACGCUGCAGCCACCACGCUUCACUGUAGGUGUGGUGUUCUUUUGGGGAUGAGCAGUGUCGUGUUUGCGCCACGCAUACAUUUUUGAAUGAUGCCCAAAUUGUUCAACCUUGAUUUAUAUUUAUUAAAAAAAAUAAACUUGAUCUCUCCCAAUAGCGUGUGGAAAAAAUGUCUUGGGGACUUAAAACCAUGUUGAACUUUUUAGCCAUAAUGGCAAAAAAGUAUGUCACAGCUACAUAGUCAUUUAUAAGAGGGUGCACACACAUGUGCAACCAUAUGAUAACAGUUGUUUAUUUUUACUUCCACUUUGAAAAUAUCUUUUUUUAAAAUUAUAUUGAGUUGUGAAGGUAAUAGGUCACAUAAAUCGUGGAAAUUAUUUAUCCAUCCAUCCAUCCAUUUUCUGAGCCGCUUCUCCUCACUAGGGUCGCGGGCGUGCUGGAGCCUAUCCCAGCUAUCAUCGGGCAGGAGGCGGGGUAAACCCUGAACUGGUUGCCAGCCAAUCGCAGGCCACAUACAAACAAACAACCAUUCGCACUCACAUUCACACCUACGGGCAAUUUAGAGUCUCCAAUUAAUGCAUGUUUUUUUUUUUUUUGGGAUGUGGGAGGAAACCGGAGUGCCCGGAGAAAACCCACGCAGGCACGGGGAGAACAUGCAAACUCCACACAGGCGGGGCCGGGGAUUGAACCCCCGUCCUCAGAACUAUGAUUUAAUCAUCCGCCGAGGAAGCGUGAAGAUGAAGCUGAACGAACGCAGCGUGGCCCACUACGCCACGUGCGACUCGCCGCCCGACAAGACGGGCUUCCUGUUCAAGAAGGGCGAGCGCAACACGGCGUACCACCGCCGCUGGUUCGUCCUCAAGGGCAACAUGCUCUUCUACUUCGAGGAGCGCGACGGCCGCGAGCCCAUCGGCGUCAUCAUUCUGGAGGGCUGCACCGUGGAGCUGUGCGAGUCGGCCGAGGAGUUCGCCUUUGCCGUCAAGUUCGACUGCGCACGGGCUCGCGUGUACAAGAUGGCAGCCGACAGCCAAGCGGCAAUGGAGUCGUGGGUCAAGGCAUUGUCGCGGGCCAGCUUCGACUACAUGAGACUGGUGGUCAAAGAGCUGGAGAGGCAGCUGGAGGAGAUCCAGGAGGCGGCCGGUGGAGGCCUACAGGGCAGGCCCAGGGCAUCCAAGCGAGCGUCCAAAUCCAGAUCGUCGUCGUCGUCGUCGUCCUCCUUGUCGUCGACGUCGUCCAGCUCUGGACAAAAGAACCACCAGGAUGAGGUCCAGCUCAUGUCCGGAGGUCCCAAGGAGAACGGUGUUGCCUGGAGCAAACCGCACCCCGUCUUGGCUAACGGUUCGUCUGAGGGGGCGUCUUCCUGCGUGGCCUGGGAAUGCGGGGCCGACUCCCUAAAUAACGGCUUGACAGCUCACAGGACCAACGGAGUCAGGGCUCCCCCGGUGCCCCCCAGAAGAAGAGGAGCGUCUCUCGAGAGCCCCUUCUCCCCCGUCACCGGAUGCUUUUCCAAGCUCCACGACUGGUACGGACUCGAGGUGGAGGAGCUGAGGGCCCAGUGGCUUCAAAGUCAGUGAACCCCUGGAGACGGGUCAAAUUUUCCAAGAUUAGAUCAUUCCGUUGUUCCGUUUUCCAGGGUCGAGGCGGAGACUGGAGGUGAUCCCCGAUGACUUACUGCUAAAAGCAGACUACACCCUGGAAGUUUGAAAUUCUGAUCACAAGCCACUUUUUAUACUGUCUGUAGAAGCCAGCAGUUUCCCAUUUUGUCGCUGUUCUGCAUUAACCACAGCCGCAGAAUGGAGGAAUGAAGUCGACCCCAGCAUUUUUCUGCCUUUGGAGGUUGUAACCACAUUUAUGCUGCUUGCAAAAGAUGGCAUUUUGUUGCCUUUUUUCAGUGUCACCGUUUUGUACAAACAGCACAGACACAGAAUGGUGGUUUAAAGUCAACCCAGCAAUUUUCCGCCUUCUGGAAGUGGUGGUCGGUUUUACACCAACUGUGCAAAAGCAGGUAUUUUUCUACCUUUUUGUGUCGCUGUUCUAUAUAAAUGGCACCGAAAUGAAAUAGUGGGGAGCAAAGUCAACCCGGCAUUUCCUUGUAAAUAGUCAUGCCUUUGUUGUGUAUAUGACACAGGCACGCCAUGGGAGUAUGAAGCAAUUUCAGCAUUUUUCCAUCUUUUUUAUUUUACUAGUUUCUGUGGAAACAGCACAGACACAGACUGGGGAGAAGUUGACCUGGCAAUUUUUUUGCUGUGUGGCGGUAGGAACCACUUUUACACUGGCUGUAAAAGCAGACAUUUUCCUGACUUUUUUUCCUCCCGUGUCACUGUUCUAUAUGAAUGGAAUCAAUGCAGAAUGGGGGGAACAAAGUCGACUCGGCACUUUUCAGCCUUUUGAGAUGGUAGUCACUUUUUUCCACUGCAUGUGAGGGAAUUCUACAAUACUGGGACUAGAGUUUGAAGUUUAACACAUAAAACUAAUUUGUCCCUCCCUGUUGUGCAGUCCAAUGAAAUAUCAGACGUCAUCAAUUGAUCCAGCUGCAGUAGGCUGUAGGGUUGGGCAUCGUUUGAAUAUGAGCGAUUCCGGUCCCGAUUCCGGUUCCUUAUUUCGAUUCCGGUUCCGAAUGAUUCUCGAUUCUGAUUCUUUUAGGGGGCUGGGUCAAAAAAGUUUGCAUGGUUUAAGUAAAGGGUGUCCAAAAUAUCAACAUCCAUUUUCUUAGCAGCCCGCAGCAUAGACUAAAACAUUUGACUCCUGGUUCUUUAUAACCAGUAUCAAUAUGGAACCUAUGAACUAAAAGGCAAUGUGUGUGGAGCUAACCCAAUUUACUUAAUAUUCAUUAAUUAAUGUUUCAGCCGCCGGCACGGUCGUCGACUGGUUAGCACAUCUGCCUCACAGUUCUGGGGACCGGGGUUCAAAUCCCGGCCCCACCUGUGUGGCGUUUGCAUGUUCUCCCGUGCCUGGGUGGGUUUUCUCCGGGCACUACGGUUUCCUCCCACAUGCUGAGUGCGAAUGGUUGUUUGUCUCUAUGUGCCCUGCGAUAGGCUGGCGACCGGUUCAGGGUGUACCCCGCCUCCCACCUGAAGAUAGCUGGGAUAGGCUCCAGCAGCCUGCGACCCUAGUGAGGAUAAGCGGUAAAGAAAAUGAAUGGAUGGAUUAUGUUUCUGACGGAACUGAGCAUUUUGGCACAAAAAGUAAAUGACACCGAUGAUUUUUUUAAUGAUUUUGUUUUAAUUAUUAUUUAUGAAUUGGACCAAAAUGCUAUCAAACAUUCAUUCCUUUCCUCCUUUGCACAAUAUAAUCUUAUUCCAAGUGUUGCACUGAGGCGACUGGUCAUUAAUUUGAACAAUGUUAAGACGCACUUUUGUUCGCUGCUGUCGCCGUUGGUCACAAGCACGUCUUCGUUCUUCUUCGUAGGUUUUCGCCACUUCUUGUUCAGGGUCGCCGGACGAGGCAUCGAAACUGGGAACCAAAAUUUUGAAAGUUGAACAAUUCCGGAAGAGCCGGAACAUUAGUCCCGGUUCAAAUCGAUUCUGGAUGCCCAACCCUAGUAUGCUGUGUGAAAUAUCCUGCUUCCUUUGGUUCUGUGUAAAGGCGGUAAAAUGCCGGUUCUUAGGUUAUGGGCUCUGAUCCGUGAACGUGGCUCCAGUGUCAUUGGAAGUGCCAACUGAUCAAUCAAGUCCAGUGAACUAUGUAAAAAAAAAAAAAGUACAAUACCAAUGGCGACUACAUCAUUCCUUGGCAACACAUUCUUUGUUUUAUUAAUCAGUGAGGACAGUAUUUGUGAUUGAUUGUGCAUCCUGUCUGGCACAGGAGAAAUUAAUCAGCCAUGAUGUAAAUAUGGGAUGAUGCAAACUAAAAUCACUUUUUUUCUGUUGUUUUUUUUCUUUUCCUUCCACUUUUGCCUAAAUGACAAUUGUCAGUGGAAUAUUGACAAAAGAGUAGCUAUCCUCUUGACACUUUGUCUUAACACUCAAUUUUGAUUUAGUGCCUUUAACCGUUUUGAACAAACAAAAAAAAAUAGGAUUUCUACUUUCGAGUGAACCAGAAACAACUACACGCUGCUCUAAAAACAACAUGGAAGUAAACAACAAUAUUAAUCACCUGCCAGGAAGAAGAGGGAGUCCUCUUCUUUCCAACUUCCUGUUUAAAUUUGCCAUUACUCUACAUGUUUUAUUGGUCCAUCUAUGCACUCUAUUUUUGAUGUACGGUGGCCGGGUGAGUUGUGUGGGUAGACUUUCGUAUGCGUCGAUGUCAUUGAGUUUGUUGAGUCAUACCCUGACCAAAUCAAGAGUUCAACUGAUUCCAUUUGUAUGAAUGGGUAUCUUCUGAAUGGUAAUAACACAACAACGUGAAAAAAUAGUUUAAGAAGUUGCAGUAGAGAUAUUAAUUUGUUAAUUUAAUGUUUUGUUUUUUUUUUUAAACAUUCUUAAGGUCCUAACCCAUUAAUAACGGUCAACCUAAGCAAAUUAGUUGUUCAAAAAUAGCCUUUGAAAACUCCAUCAGCAGCGUAUUUUUGUAACACACCAUAGCCCCUCAAAUAUUACCCCAUUGUCUAAAAAGUAAUGAUCAAAAUGCUUGCCUGAGAUGUACUUUUUUUUUUUUUUUUUUUUUUUUUUUUUUUACAUUCCAGUUGUAAUUAAGCGCUGCAGCUUCUUCUCACAUUCCAAAAACAUGUACGUAAGGUUCAUCGAAGACUCUUAAAUUGUCCAUAGGUGUGAUUGUGAAUGAAUGGCUGUUUGUUUUGUGCCCUGCCUUUGGCUGGCCACCAGUCGAGGGUGUACCCCGCCUCUCGCGAUCUUAACGCGGACAAAUGCUAACUUAUCUUAUCUGACCUCACGUUUCCUCUUCCAUGUCGAAAGUUGUUUAAGCCAGAGCUCGGUAAAACGGGCAUGGUGACUCAGUACGCAUUCACAACACUUUGUUUGUACAACUAUUUUCCCAGUCACAUGUUGUCAGAGGACCACACUUUGCUUCUAUGUUGUUUUCCUUUCUUUUGAUGAUAUGUUCCGACAGUGGCUGGGUGGCUUCGGUUCGCAUCAUUGCACAGCAUUAUCAUGAAUGUUGCACACAUGGUACAAGAGGGAGGGUGUUUUUUUCUUCCUCAAAUUGCAAUUGCAUCCGUUAACUUCAACGCCUAUGGUAGCAGGUGUCAUAUGAUGUGAAUGUGCCGAUUUAACCGCAUGAAUAAUAAUAGUCGCAUAAUCAGAAGUGCCAAAUUUCAACUCGAGUAACGUCAUUGAUCUUUUGUAUGUAACAUUUUGUGACGUUUUUAUGCACAUGAUCCAGGUAUUGUUUUGAAUAAUCAAUGUUAUCAAUCACGCAUACUUUAAUGCUGUUCUACUUUAAAAUAUCUGACAAACUUACAAUGUAAUCUGUUUUAUUGACUUGACAGCAUUUGCCAUCAUUUCUGAUCACAGUUGCCUGCCCUGUUAUGUCACUUUAAUGACAUCAAUGACAGUUGAAUGGUAAUCAAAUGUGACAUGGAUUGUUGUUUAUGAAAGGCUUGUCUACAAUUUGAAGUUGUCAUAUUGUCAUUUAAAACAAAUUUUUUUGGCAGUAUUGUUUCACAAUAUCAAGCAUUCUCAUGAUUAUGGUACCUUGAAGUAUAUUUAAUCACCUACUGUAAGCAACCAAAAUAAAAAACUGUCAGGA
Messenger RNA from Phyllopteryx taeniolatus (common seadragon), 6583 nucleotides. RefSeq names its product PH domain containing endocytic trafficking adaptor 1 (gene pheta1). Gene Ontology annotation, cellular component: early endosome; trans-Golgi network; recycling endosome. Gene Ontology annotation, biological process: receptor recycling; retrograde transport, endosome to Golgi; endosome organization. NCBI's taxonomy places the organism in Eukaryota, Metazoa, Chordata, Actinopteri, Syngnathiformes, Syngnathidae. The coding region runs from base 1513 to 2511 and encodes 332 amino acids. The record is from RefSeq and is a predicted model, not a curated record. The transcript is spliced from 4 exons.